Phanerochaete carnosa HHB-10118-sp is the source of this 3525-nucleotide messenger RNA. RefSeq lists its product as uncharacterized. The record is from RefSeq and is a predicted model, not a curated record. The coding region runs from base 102 to 1430 and encodes 442 amino acids. The transcript has 3 exons. NCBI's taxonomy places the organism in Eukaryota, Fungi, Basidiomycota, Agaricomycetes, Polyporales, Phanerochaetaceae.
GUUCAUCGUCCUCAACGUCCCCCGCCUCCCGCCCGCAACACUCUCCGCCGCCGUUCCGGCUUCAACAUCACCUUCAACACUCCCGACGUCUCUCGACAACAAUGUUGGCUAUCCAGAAGCCAGUUGCUCUUUUUUCGUCACCCCAAGCGCAUUUGCCGCGGUCGACUCAUAGUCGGCAUCCUUCAGCGCCGGUCGUCAUCCGCCCGACGCAAACGCCCGGGUUGCUCUCUCUCUCCAAACCUGCUCAGCAACAUCUGCCGCGGCCACAGCAGUCGCAGCCGCAUGUCAGAGCAUCUAGAACAUCAACUAGGGGCAAGCAACAGCGCUCCCCUCAGCCGGUGCCAGCGCAGGCGCAGUCUGCUGAGGAUGGAAAGAAGGCUAAAGCAUCCAAGCCGAGCUCUGCCAACCCUCCUAACGAUUCGAGCAAGCCCAAUGUCCCGUCGCUGGAGAAGUCGACCAGGGGUCGUCGAUCCGCUAAGGUAGUCCCGAAAGAGAAGGCCGACCAGAGAAGCCCCUCGGCUUCUCGGGCGCACGCGCGGCGACAAUCUCACCAGCCAUCCCCACCCCCCGCUAAGACACCCAGCGAGAGUGAUCCGUCUCGUCCUUCCGUGAACCCCUUGCGGGCCCAGUCAUUCGAGCGUCAAAGUGCUUCGAACUUAUUCGAUCCUUUCGUCGUGAACUCGACCUCGGAUAACGAAUCUCCGGAGCCUGCGGUUUCGAAGGAUAGCGCUAAGCCGAUCUCCUUCCGCCCACCACCACAGCUUGCCUCUCGCCCGAAUGGCAAGCUUGCUCAUCGUCGUCAGUCAGGCCAAGUUCAUGACUUUCCGAUGUCCUCGCAAGCCAUACCUGUCGCUCGCACUCACGGAUCUCGCAACUCUGCGAACUUGUCGAGGUCGACCCCCAACCCCACCCCCGUUACCCCUCCACGUCGUGCCGCCCGACGUGCAGCGAUGGAAUUACCCCUCGCUCAGUGGGGCGAGUUCCCGAUUUGCGACGACAUGACUGUCAGCUCUCCGACUACGCCCGUCCGCGAAAGCGCCAGCUGUCCAUCAAAGCGUUUGGGCGCUACUUGGCAGCAAACUCUUAUCGAUGACGCCCCUCGCACAGCCCCUUUGUCCUCAACCUACGAGUAUCCUUUUGCACAGCCAGCUUUUGUUACGCCUUCGCCUGCGGCUCGCCGCCGCCAUCACCAGCGAGUACCCAGCGAUGGUGUUUUCGCGAUGUCGACGGACGACGAUUCGUCGGAAUCUUCCGAUGAGCUGAAGAAUGUGCUGAGCAGGCUUGCUCUCGGUGGCGCUGCCAUGGUCGACGCGAGGCGAACUCCGUCGCCGUCCAUGAUGGACGGCAUGCCCGCAGGUUUCUAUGCGGGGUCGGUUUUCCAAAACUCUCCGAGCCCGGAGGAGCUGCCGGUUCCCGCCUUCCGCCCGUGAAUGUAUUAUCAAAGUGUAAAACUCCUCAAGUGUACAGUUCAGGUUAUCCGGCCCUAUAGAUGCUCUCAUUUACCGUUACAUGUCUGCUAAUACCCCGCCACGAUCCUAAGCCGUCGCGUUGCUCACGAUCGCAACAUCCUACCCCGCCUGCAUUGGUCGGCCUGCCCGCAAUGGGCUCCCUGGCUGAUCUACCAUCUCUACCACCUCCCUCGGCGCCUGGCAUUAUCGUUGUCGGGACCGUACGGCUAUGGGCUUCCCGCGUACUCUGGACUUACAUUUGGUGUUUUUCUUCCCACUCGGUCAUCCCGGUCUACGGUCAUUCGCUCAGGAAACUCUCGCACUCGUUUUCGAUACCCCGCCUAACCGCUGGGUUCGGUUUAGCCUUCGUCGCGGUAUUCAUACCCCCGUUGUCGAUGGCUUUGGUCGCCCUGUUGUCUCGUGCACCCGCUCCUUACGGGCCGGGCCCUCUCACGAACAUGUCGACCGCUGGUUCCGGUUUCUGUUUAUCAAAUCUUCCGCCUAUUUCCUCGGCUCAUAUUUGGCUCCUCGUUUACUCUACAGCAAGUGUGUCAUUAUACAUCAAGCCAACAUCCAGCUCUCGCACAUCUCUCCCGCACUCUUCGCAUCUGCAUGUCCUCUCCCCACCCACGCGCAGGCCUACAUCCAUCCUAUUUACCUACUCGAUCCGCUUGAUAUUCCCGGCAUGCGCGCGGCGUUGUACAAUCAAGACCUAUAGAGCUCAAGAGAAAAUACACAAGCAAGAGCGAUUGCCAUAUUUAUCAACAACCGGACGCGGUCGAGGAGGAGGUAGCGGCGCGUCGUGGUCUAUUAUCUGUGGUCUCCUCGUUUGUCUUGGCUGGUGGGCAUCGCAUGUGCUCUUGGAUUUUGGGACUCUGUUCAAUCAUACCAAUCCCUUUACGGUGUGUUCCGUACGUCUGUUGUUCUAAUUUCCCACUUCCUCGCUCGGUGCUCCUCCACUGCCUUGCCUGAGCUUCCCUUGUUCGUUUUCGUAUCACAUCAUUUUACCAUCUUUCUUCUUCUACGCCAUUUGCCUUAUUGUUCCUGUUUCACUCCUGGCAAUCGCCUGCGGUGUAUCAAUAUAGCCAACUUUACUCACGACGCCGUUCACCCUUCCUCUGUCUUGAUAUUGCUCCCUCCUAGCGUUGUUCUUGUGCACUAGUAUUCUUAGUUCCUGUCGUAGCAGAAAAGCUACCUUAUUUGCUCCUAGAUUUCUCCUUAACCCCCGCUCCCUUCUCUUCCGCUGUUGUAAAGUCCAUGUGUCGGGUAGACGAUGUUGGUGAGCAUUCUCACUCGUCUUUCCUGUCGCAAACUAAUGCCUCCGCGGCGCCAGUCCAUUUCCCUAUCGUCCUAUUGAGCUCCACUGCGGCUCUGCUGACGCCAUUGGCUCGGCUUACUCGCCAGUAGCGACACUCGUCUUCAGCGGACCCGUCAUCUUGUGGGUCGCCCACGCUCGUUACCCGACCGUCUUCCGGCUCGUCUUCAACCGUGGAACUGCUUUGUUCCUCUCUCUCUUGGGUCUCUUUCAGCUUCUUCGAUCAUUUUAUCAACAUGCGUCAAGAGACGUCCGUCUGUACCAGCACCACAUGUCCCUCCCCUCGCAGUCAACACGCAAAAGCUCUGUUCAAACUAUAAUACCUCUUGUAUCGUCGCCAUCGCUUUCGCUUCACUCGCCACUCGCACUGUACCAUUACCUCGCGUCUUGUCGCUCUCGCAUUCACUCCUCGUUUUCUUCCUAUCGUAUCGUCGACAAUCGACUACACGUAUCCCACGACUAUUUCGGCCUGUCUUGUUCGACCUUGGAACGGCGCGUAGCGCGGACUAGGCGGGCAGCGUUUGUUUGUUGUUCGGUGGUCCGUUGUUAGGGACCGGUGGUGUUUCAUUUGCGAUCUCGUGUGGUGUGGGUGUGGGGAGCGGGCGUUCGGCGAGGGGUGGUGAAGGCGUGGUGUCUUUCGGUUGCGAAUUCUUUACUUACUCAAAAGGAUGGACGCUAGCCCUUCUUUGUACGAUGUCUUCGAGAGUAUAGUGGGGUUACUGGCCUGUGAAGAGUAGUUGAAUGACAAUCUGAUCAUGACAU